AUGUGGAGAAAGAAUCGUUCCUCGAACAAGGAAAGCAACUGUGUUGGAACCGACCUCAAUAGAAACUUUGAUGCAAACUGGUGCAGUAAGUCUGAAAUGGGAACUGAACUGGUAGCUUGAGGGCUACUGGUCUCUGAUCCCACAUACAAACUACUGCCGUUGUUCCCUUGAGCAAGCCACUUAUCCUCAAAAUUGCUCUCCAUCCAGGGGCGUUGCACCACCACUGACUCUGUGUCGCUCAACAUGUGUGUGUUUCUGGGGGUGUUGGGAAAAAGGCAGAAGAUGGCUUUCCAUUCUAACCAAAUGGACAGAUGACUUUCCAUUCUAACCAAAUGGACAAUAAACUGUCUAUUCUAUUCACUCUGCAGCGAAGGGCGCCUCCAACAGGCCCUGUGAUGAGAUAUACUGCGGCCAGUUCCCAGAGUCGGAGCCUGAGGCGGAAGCCGUGGCUAACUUCCUGCGCAGCCACAAAGACUCGGUAAAGCUCUACCUCUCCAUCCAUUCCUAUGGUCAGAUGCUGCUCUUCCCAUACUCCUGCUCCAAUGAGGAGGUGCCUAACCAUGCCGAGCUGGUGAGUUGUUGGGAGAGCUGAAUGGGCGGAUGAAACCCAGGGAUCACAUAUUAGGCAUUCAUUUGUAGUUGAUAAGUGUGUUUGUAAGUAGCUAAUUAGGCCUAUAUUCUGUAUAAUUAGUCAUUUAUUAAGCCUUUAUUCAGUGUUGUCCUAUUCACACAAACACUGAAUAAAGGCCUAAUAAAUGGCUAAUAGUACCCGAAAUGGCAUAAUUCGCUACUUAUAAAUGCUUAUAUGGUGAUCCAUGUACUGGUUUUUGAUCAGUCAGUAAAUAUCAUAACCCACAAAAAUGCUAACUUCCCCUGUUAAUGAUAAUGGUGAGAGGUUAGCAUGUCUUGCGGGUGUCUUUGUGCCUCUGUAACUUUCUCAAUCAUCAUUAUUCACGAUUCAUUCAGGCUUAUCCGUAAUCAUGGUAAUCAAGGGUUCAGAAAUAUAUUAUAUUCUUAUUUACAAUUAAAGUGACCCCAAAAUGACACUACGUGAAUUUGUCCAAAUUAUUUUGGUUCCCUAAAAUGGGGGGACUAUGUACAAAAAGUGCUGUAAUUACCCACAGAUUAAAGCUGACAGUAUGCACUUUAACCUCAUAGUCAUUGUAUCAUUUCAAAUCCAAAGGGCUGGAAAAAAAAUUAAAAUGUGUCACUGUCCAAAUACUUUUGGACAUUUACAUUUACAUUUUAGUCAUUUAGCAGACACUCUUAUCCAGAGCGACUUACAGUUAGUGAGUGCAUACAUUUUUGGACCUCACUGUAUAUAAUGGAUUCUUUUUUUAUGAAUAGGGGCCUCUUUUUAUUAUUUGUAUUAACUGUGUUCAAUUGUUUUUUUUAACAGUUUGAGCUUGCACAGGAGGCAGCCAUGAAAAUCAGAAGACACUACAGGAACAACUACAAAUAUGGCGCAUCAGCAAAAACAAUAUGUGAGUCAGUCUUCAUCAGAGUUGGGGUCAAUUCCAUUUUAAAUUUGGUAAACUCAGGAAACAUUGGACUGGAAUUGACCACAAGCCUGGUCUCCAUCAAAGACAACAUUGUGAUACUCACAGAAUUUUUGUCUGCAUCACAUAGGUUGGAGUGGCAGGCAGCAAGGUUCAGACAAACCCCCACUGUUGCAAACCAAAUGUUGGCUAGAAGCAUGGGGAUAUAAUGGAGAUUAUGUUUAUGAAUUGGCUGGCUGGGCUGUGGGACAGUGGAUAAUUCAAAUGGAAAUGUUAACAGGCAUUACCCGUGGAUUAUCUUGAAUAACUCCUGGCUAUCAAUCAAUCAGCAUCCAGGAUCCAAAUAUACAGUUUUAUAAAACCUGGUCUCAGAGCAUUUCGUAUUAUUCUGUACGUAAAUCCGUUGACAUGAUAUGUUACUUUUCGUAUAGUAUGUAUUAAUUUGUGGAUGUCCAUCACCCAUUUCGUAUGAUAUGUUAUGAAUUACAAUUUGUAUUACACUGAACAAAAAUAUAAACACAACUUGCAACAAUUUCAAAGAUUUUACUGAGUUACAGUUUAUAUAACGUCAAUGUAAAUAAAUAAAUUAGGCUGUUGGUCACAGAUACCUUAAACCAAAAAAAGGUAGGGGAGUGGAUUAGAAAACCAUUCAGUAUCUGGUGUGACCACCAUUUGCCUAAUGCAACGGAACACAUCUCCUUCGCAUAGAGUUGAUCAGGCUGUUGAUUGUGGCCUGUGGAAUGUUGUCCCACUCCUCUUCAAAGGCUGUGCGAAGUUGCUGGAUAUUGGCGGGAAAUGGAACACGCUGUCAUACACGUCGAUCCAGAGCUUCCCAAACAUGCUCAAUGGGUGACAUGUCUGUGGAGUAUGCAGACCAUGGAAGAACUGGGACAUUUUCAGCUUCCAGGAAUUCUGUACAGAUCCUUGCGAAAUGGGGCUGUGCAUUAUCAUGCCGAAACAUGAGGCGGAUGAAUGGCACGACAAUGGGCCUCAGGAUCUCGUCACGGUAUCUCUGUGCAUUCAAUUUGCCAUAGAUAAAAUGCAAUUGUGUUCAUUGUCCGUAGCUUAUGCCUGCCCAUACCAUAACCCCACCGCCACCAUGGGGCACUCUGUUCACAACGUUGACAUCAUCAAUCCGCUCGCCCACAUGAUGCCAUACACAAUGUCUGCCAUCUGCCCAGUACAGUUGAAACCGGGAUUCAUCCGUAAAGAGUACACUUCUCCAGUGUGCCAGUGGCCAUUGAAGGUGAGCAUUUGCCCACUGAAGUCGGUUACGACGCCAAACUGCAGUCAGGUCAAAACCCUGGUGAGGACGACGAGCACGCAGAUGAGCUUCCCUGAGACGUUUUCUGACAGUUUGUGCAGACAUUCUUCAGCUUUCCGGGUGGCUGGUCUCAGACGAUUCCACAGGAGAAGAAGCUGGAUGUAGAGGUCCUGGGCCGGCGUGGUUACAUGUGGUCUGUGGUUAUGAGGCCAGUUGGCCGUACUGCCAAAUUCUCUAAAACGACAUUGGAGGCAGCUUGUGGUAGAGAAAUGUAACAUUCAAUUCUCUGGCAACAGCUCUGGUGGACAUUCCUGCAGUCAGCAUGCCAAUUGCAUGCUCCCUCAAAAUGCUCCCUCAAAACUUGAGACAUCUGUGGCAUUGUGUGGUAUGACAAAACUGCAUAUUUUAGAGUGGCCUUUUAUUGUCCCCAGCACAAGGUUCACCUUUGUAAUGAUCAUGCUGUUUAAUCAGCUUCUUGAUAUGCCACACAUGUCAGGUGGAUGGAUUAUCUUGGCAAAGGAUAAAUGCUCACUAACAGGGAUGUAAACAAAUUUGUGCACACAAUUUUAGAGAAAUAAGCUUUUUGUGCGUAUGGAAAAAUUCUGGGAUCUUUUAUUUCAGCUCAUGAAACAUGGGACCAAUACUUUACAUGUUGCAUUUAUAUUUUUGUUCAGUGUAUAUGUUACGAAUUUGCAAAAGGUACAAUAUGUUACGAAUGUGCAAAAUGUACAAUAUUUCGGAGUUAGGUUAAAGGGUUAAGAGCGGCAGGUAGCUUAGUGGUUAAGAGCGUUGUGCCAGUAACCGAAAGGUUGCUGGUUCUAAUCCCCGAGCCGACUAACAUGCUAAGUAGUUGCAAAGUAGCUAUAAAGUAGUAUAUAGUUAAAAAGUUGCUCAUUAGCUAAAAUGCUUAAGUUCCCCAUGAUGAGAUUCAAACUCGCAACCUUUGGGUUGGUAGACGUUCGCGUUACACGCCCACCAAUCCACCCUGACCAACCACCCUACUUUAGUUUUUGCCUUAAGCAACCAUCAUGUAACUAUACCAAACGCAACAUAUCAUACUAAUUUGAGUGUCCCGGAUUUACGUUUACUAUGUUACGUAUAAUCUAUGAGACCAAGCUCUUUUAUAAUAAAAUGUUGACAAUUGCUUUGUAAAGCUGUUAUAAGUUAUUGCUUUAUAAACUGUCACUACAAAACAAGUAAAAUUCCUCGUUCUCCCUUUGUCCUUCUCCAGACUUAGCCCCCGGAGGAUCUGACGACUGGGCCUACAACCUGGGUAUCCACUACUCCUUCACCUUUGAGCUGGAGGACCGUGGUCGAUAUGGUUUCCUCCUACCGCCAUCAUUCAUCUCCAAGGCCUGCAAUGAAGCCCUCCUCGCUGUUAAGAGUAUAGCUGUCAGAGUCAUUCAGAAAACACAACCCCAACCCUAA
This is a messenger RNA of Coregonus sp. 'balchen', 4191 nucleotides long. The record is from the annotation of a GenBank genome assembly. Lineage: Eukaryota; Metazoa; Chordata; Actinopteri; Salmoniformes; Salmonidae.